Molecule: messenger RNA, 933 nt
Organism: Aspergillus glaucus CBS 516.65
Lineage: Eukaryota; Fungi; Ascomycota; Eurotiomycetes; Eurotiales; Aspergillaceae
Exons: 3
Coding region: 73-933 (286 amino acids)
Source: RefSeq, a predicted model, not a curated record
GCUGGACUUAGGGUUGGCUCAUCACCCUCCCGUAAUCUGGUUGAAAUUUCGGACCGUUGCCAGUCUUACUACAUGACCAUGCCAAUCCCAAAAAAGGAUGAAGGAGGAUGGGUCUUCAUUGAUCGUCUCGCGUGGAUCCGGUCUUUCCACAUACCCAUCAUGCAUUCCUCAAAUCCUGAUUAUCCUGAGCUGUGCACCUUCCUUCAUGUAAAUUUUGCACUGGACAAAACUGUCAAUAUCUUCCACGACUUUGGCAAUGAAACACGGCCAGUGCAAUUCACCAUGGACAAGUCCACAGGUAUUCAUAUUGAUCACGAAUGGGCCAUUGCAAUUAGUGUUCCUGGACUGGUGAAGCUUCUGGCGAUUCCUCUGGAAUUUCGUAAAGGCAACGUUUACUCCACUAAGAAUAUCAUGAUGGUCAAGAGCUCAGAAUUGCAAACAAAGUAUAGAAUCGACAGACAUUACAGUGAUGACACAGAUCUUGCUUUCGAGAAAGUCUUGAGUCCCAAUGUUGGGAUCGAUCUUCAGCCGAUACUCAACGCACCUGAAUUUUGGUGGAAGACAUUUAUCAGGAACUCGACUACAAUUGCACUCGGUUUUAUUCCCAUCGUUGGGCCUAUCGCUGCGGCUUCCUUCCAACUCAUAUGGACGGCGGAUGAUGAGCCUGAGAAUCUGAUACGGGAGCUUAGAAAUCAGAUGCAAACAGUUGAUCUCACUAUGGGUCUUAUAGACGAGUUGAAGAGAGAUCUAAAGGAGGUGAAUGGAAAUAUCGCGAAGGACAUUAAUGGCGUCCUCGAUACGAGUGCAAGCCAUAGUUACUGCAGGAAAUCGCCAACUGGGGAUGUUGGGAUAAUAUCGGCCCUAGUUUUGCUUUCCUGCAGGCCAAAGAGGCAUUAUGUAUGGGACCUCAUAGUUGACUUCGUAUUGCCAUAG